CUCUCCCAACAUGUACCACCGUGCUGACGUCACAGUGCGAACGGACCACAAAUCCUUACAGUACUUGCGCGCCCAACCGAACCUCAACCCACGGCAGAUCCGAUGGCUCGAUUUCCUCAAGUCGAAUUGCCACGACACCAUUACCUACAAACGGGGUGCCAACAAUAUCGCCGAUGCCCUGACUCGUCCUACUGCCCAUACCAACGCUAUACUACCGUUGGAUCCGCCCGAGCGACCCUGGCAACACGUCACGAUGGACUACGUGACAGAACUGCCGGCCGGUCCUAGCGGAAACGACGCCAUCCUCGUGGUCGUUGACCGACUCACGAAAAUGGCGCACUUCAUCGCUUGCCAACAGAACAUCACGGGCGAACAAACUGCGCAGCUGUUCAUCGCAAACGUCAUCCGACUGCACGGACUGCCCUCGCCAUCAUUUCAGACCGAGACCCGAAAUUCACAUCGAAUUUCUGGCGACACCUGUGGGACCAAUUCGGCACCAGACUAUAGUUUUCCUCCGCCUACCACCCACAGACCGACGGGCAGACCGAACGAGUCAACCAGACCAUGGAGCAACUCAUUCGAACUACCUGUACUGACCCACAAACAUGGAGAAAUCCCUUCCACUGCUGGAAUUCGCGUAUAAUAACGCGCCCUCCGCCACAA
Closterium sp. NIES-67 is the source of this 663-nucleotide messenger RNA. Lineage: Eukaryota; Viridiplantae; Streptophyta; Zygnematophyceae; Desmidiales; Closteriaceae. The record is from the annotation of a GenBank genome assembly.